Molecule: messenger RNA, 6165 nt
Organism: Galleria mellonella (greater wax moth)
Lineage: Eukaryota; Metazoa; Arthropoda; Insecta; Lepidoptera; Pyralidae
Gene: Pex23
Product: tectonin beta-propeller repeat-containing protein
Exons: 6
Coding region: 228-4034 (1268 amino acids)
Cellular component (GO): membrane
Molecular function (GO): carbohydrate binding
Source: RefSeq, a predicted model, not a curated record
AAAAAAAUAAAGUGAACGGUUGCUGGUUCAUGUGGGUUUUAUAUUGUUUUUCUUUCUGUAGUCUGUCAUUUAGCAUUUACGUACACAAAAUAACUUAUCAGGAGUCUAUUGAAAUGAAUUACAAAAAUGAUCUCUGUUACCUAUCUUACCUAAUUUAUCAGCUACUAACCUAAAUCUAUGAUUACCUAUUGUAUUACUUUGAGAAUUUUCUCAAACUCCAUUUCAAAAUGUCUAGCAGUGGUUCUUUACUAUUUUCUAUUAACAAUGAAGGUAAAGUUUAUGCUUUAUCUACUAGUGGAUCAUGUUGGAGGGAAUUUAUGUAUCUAGGAUUAGAGUUUAAAACUUUAUCUGCAGUGCCCCACUAUUUGUGGGCCGUUGGUGGUGAUCGCCAGAUUUAUUUACACGUUCACGGAUUAGAAAUUCCGAUUAGAGUUAAAGAAGAGUCAUAUGAAAACGAGAGAUGGUUACCACUUGAAGGAUUUAGUGGUAGACUGCUCCCUACAGAUAGGUACCAUUUCUCAUCCCAAGACGGCACAGUAGAUAAAUCGAUUGAUCGUAUCCGUCUGCCUUCGAUGGCAUGGCAGUGGGAAGGUGAUUGGCAACUCGAACUCACAUUAGAUGGACAACCUUUAGACCAUGAUGGAUGGAGUUAUGCUGUUGAUUUUCCAGCUCAGUUUGGUCCUGUCAAACAAUGGAAGUCUUGUGUAAGAAGAAGAAAAUGGAUCAGAUAUCGCAAAUUUAGUGCAAUGAACUCAUGGUGUGCUAUAGCUCCUCUUCAUAAAGAUCCAACACAAGAGCCUUUUAUAGAUGUAUGUAUUGGGGGAAAUCAGAUCCCAUAUGCUGCACCUGGGACUCUCUCAGUAUGGGCAAUUACAGCCCAUGGUAGAGUCAUGUAUAGAGCUGGUGUUGGUACUACUUCUCCAGAAGGAUUAAAAUGGAUAAAUGUUAGUAUACCUCCUAACUGUGAUAUUAAACAAAUUUCAGUAGGGCCUACUGGCUUGGUGUGGGCUAUGCUUUGGACUGGGAGAGCUAUUAUUAGGAAAGGGAUAACAAAGGACUGUCCAACUGGAGAAGCUUGGUUAGAAGUAAAAUCUCCAAGUGAAACUAAACUGUCAGUUAUGUCUGUUGGUUAUAAUGCUGUUUGGGCUGUGAGUUCAGAUACAAGAGUAUGGUUCAGAAAAGGUAUUGAUGGUAAUAUGGCAGGUAAUUCGGAAACAGCUGCAAUGGGUAGUGGAUGGUUGGAAAUUACAGGAAAUAUGAUUAAUAUCUCAGUUGGAAUCAAUGAUCAAGUAUUUGCUAUUGGCGAAUCAGACAAGUGUAUUUAUUGGCGUAGUGGAAUAACUCCUUCAGAAUUAACAGGUAAAAGAUGGAGAAUGGUUCAGGCCAAUAUGCAGUUGAGUCGCACAUCAAGUUCUGCUAGUGUUAUUUCAUCUGCUUCAAAUGCCAAACAUCACAGUCUUAGCAUGUUAAGUGAAAACACACCAGAGCUCAAAUCUAAUAUUAAAUUACAUAACUCCUGGGAAGAGUCACAUUCUGCACCAAUAGAGCACACUUUACCAAUUAAACCUCCAAAAGAAAUUCUCCCAAAGAAUAAUACAAUUAUUGAUAAUAUAGAUUUGACUGGGAAAAGUUAUGAAACAACAUUAAAAAAUCCACGAGCUUGGAGUCCAGUACGCAGUGUAGGUUCAGUAGUGGGUAUGGAAGCUCAACCAGACAGUGACAGCAGUGUAUUUGAUGUUGACUCUGGUAUGUAUUUUGAUGAAGAAGUUAGUCAGACUGCAUGGGGUACAUGUGAUACUACUUGGUCAUUUGUAGAAGCAGGAGCUUGUUCAAUAGAUCCAAUGCAAAUACCGCAUUGGUUCACUGAUUCAUACAAUGUUCAUAAUUCAGACUUAACAGCUAAAUGGAGGUUGCAAAUUUUAGAUUGUUUAAAAAAUAGAAAUACUUAUCAAGAUGUAGAUUUAUCAAAUUAUGGGGUUGCUAUUGAAGAAAAAGGAUGGACACGUAGCUGUGAAGCAAGAUUAGUCACUACUAAUAAUUCUAUUGAGGACUGUAUACUUUCACUUUAUUGGCAUGCUUUAGAAAACACUGGAACUCUAUCUGUUUUCCAACCUGAUGGUACUAUAAAAUUUAUCUUAAAUCUAGGUGAAGUAACUAGUGUUAUUUCAUCAUCAGAGCCUGGCUGUCCUAGAGUUAAUUUAUCUACACCACGACAAAAUAAUGAAAAUAUUAAAGUUCAAUUUAUUUCUGAAAUGGAACAAGAAGAAUGGUUAAGUGUUUUAGUGGAUAUAAUAUCACAAAUCAAUGGUCUUUCAAGCAAACCCUCUGAAAAUUCAGUUUGGGCUGUAACCAGUUCUGGGGAUGUGCUUAAUUGGGAUCUUAUGCCUAUGAGACAGAAUCCUGAAGAAAAUGAACUUCAUUCCAAAGAAUUUCAAGUUUUUGGGAAAUAUGCUUUAUCUGGUUUUACAACUAAUCUUUAUAAUAAUUUUCCACCCGGCAGUAUAUUCAAAAUUACAGGUUCUUUAAAUGAUGAAAUAAAAAGAUUUCAUGUAAAUUUACAAGGUCCUGAAAUUAAGAAACAACGACACAAAAUAGAGACAGAAGUAACUGAGAUUGCUUUGCACUUUAAUGUUAGAUUUGAUGAGAGCACUGUGGUGUGUAAUACAAAAAUGUUUGGUAAUUGGGGUGUUGAAGAACGACAUCCAUUACCAUUGGCUCCAGGACAGGAAUUUUCAAUAACCAUACAUUGCAACAAUCAAGGAUUCAAAAUUACUGUUAAUGAUAAGAUCUAUUGUUUUUAUGAGCAUAGACUUAGCCCUGAGAGCAUAACAUCAGCUUCAGUCCAAGGCCCAUUAAAACUUUAUACCAUGGUUUAUUCUACAACAAAUAUUAUUAUAGAUCCUGAUGAAAUGAUUUGGAGAAUGAUGGGAGGAUAUUUGCGAAAAGUUGAAUGUUGUCAAAAUGGGAUUACUUGGGGUAUAUCUCAUGACCAUCGUGUAUGGGUUUACACUGGAGGGUGGGGAGGUGGUGCAUUAAAAGGAUUAGGUGGCAAUGAGGGUAUCAAUUCCAUGACUGACACUCAAACCUAUUGUGUGUAUGAAAACCAAAGAUGGAAUCCUCUUUCCGGUUACACUUCUACUGGACUACCCACAGAUCGUUACAUGUGGAGUGAUAUUACUGGUAAACACAAAAGAACAAGAGAACAUACAAAAUUAAUAAAUCGCCAUUGGCAUUGGAUAUCUGAAUGGAUGAUAGAUUACAAUACUCCAGGUGGAGUAGACAGUGAUGGAUGGCAAUAUGCAACAGAUUUUCCAGCCCCAUAUCAUGGAAAAAAGAUUUUCACUGAUUGUGUCAGAAGAAGACGGUGGUACCGAAAAGCGCAAAUUAUAACUGAAGGUCCUUGGAUUCGUGCGGGUAGUACAGCACUUUUAGAUAUAUCAUUAUGGAAUAAUGACGAUGAAGUAUUGGUAUGGGCUGUUACUAUAGGAGGCGAUGCUAUUUAUCGUACGUGCGUAACAACAGCAAGUCCCACGGGUAAUCACUGGGAACAUGUGAAGAAUCCACAAACACUCAUCGCUAUCAGUACCAGCAAUUAUAUCGUUUGGGCAGUAGGUAGAAAAGGAGAACUUUAUUACAGAGAAGGAAUUUGUAAAGAAAAUCCUGGAGGCACUAAUUGGAAAUUAAUAGAAGCCCCAAAGUACAACUAUCCUUUCAGUCAUAAAACAUCUGUUGGUGCUAAAUUCGUUUCUCUCAAUGCCAAUGCUGCGUGGGUUUUACUCUCUAAUGGUGCUAUUGCGAUAAGAACAGAUAUUUCACAAGCUCAACAAGAUGGCAAGCAGUGGAAGUAUUUAACAGAUUGUGAUAUGUUAUUCAAAGACGUGUCCAGUAUUGAGCAGGAAGUAUGGGCUGUUAGCACGGAUGGGCACCUUCAUCGGCGGCUCGGUGUAACGGCAGAGAACCCGAUUGGCACUAGUUGGCAACGUGUGCUAUCUAGUAGUCUAGUACAUGUGUCUGCUAGAGGUAGUUCUUUAUAAGAACUCCAAAUUUAUCAUACUCUUUCAUUUAAAAUAUUUUAAACAAUUACUUGGAUAUUAUGUCAGACAUGAAUUUUAUUAAGUAAACUUAUGUUGGCCCAAAUCACUGUUAUUUGUAGUUAGGUCAUGUCGGUUACAGUAGAAAGAUAAUUAUAAAUACUUAUAUUAACCAUAGAUAUAAGUACAAAUUUAAAAGAAGUGUUUAAAAUUUUAAUGAAAGAAGUGUAAGAUAAACCUAUAUUCUAUUAAAAAAAAAUUACUUAUCCAAUUAAUUAUUAUACUUAAAGAUUUUUGUUUUUGUUAUUACAUUGUGAAUUACGAACUGUUUUCAUCGAUUUGCGCAAAAUAUUUUUAAUAUCCGAAAUGAAAUAUCCAUUUAACAAUGUCGAUGACUUUCCACUAUCUGACAUUAAUUAUAUAUAUAUCAAUCGUAGAUUAUAAUGAACAUUUUAUGGAUUUUUUUUUUUUUUGUAUUUCGGAUCCAACAUUUUAAUAACAUUAACUCUUGUAACAAAACUAAAAAUGGACAUAAGCUUUUUAGUAGGCUCGUUAUUCCAGUUGAAAAACCAAUAUAUUUAAAGUCGGGGACAAUUAUACAAUGUAACACAUUAUUGUUCCGGGAAAUUUUACCAAAUGACAUAUGUUGAAUAAAUAGAAAUGUUUACCAAUCUGCUUACCUACUACUGGAAUAUUUCUAGGAUGCAUUAAGCCCUCCGAAAGCAGUGUAUCUUGUAGGUAUAGUAGUUUUAUAUCCUGCUAGAAAUCUAACUCAUCAUGUUUAUUUCAUCACGAUGGACUACCUAACCUGCCUCCAUCCAUCAUUCAUCAAAGCAUAAAAAUUAAACCACCUGACUUUUGUGACUCUAUUCCACGCAAAUAGUAAUUAUAUGAAAAAACAUUUUUUUUUAAAUUCUAUUUCUAAUCUGCUCAUUGGCAAUCUGUUCCUUAUAGAACAAUAAUCCAAUAUGUCAGAUUUAAAUUUUCUUAUUAUAUGAUGAGGCAAAUCCAUUCAUCAGCACUCAGCCUCUGUCUGUAAAUCUUUCUACCAGUCCUUGGAUGUUGUCUUUUUAAUCGAGAACAACUAAUGCGUCCCCAUCCUUGUAAUUGAGCCGCCAAUUUAUUCCUAUGUCUAUUCAAUUUGAAUUGAUAUUCUGAAUAUCUCGAUUUCCUGUUUUACCGUUUUCAGUUUGUAAUCCAUAUUACAGAAAUUUAUUACUUAUAUACUGUGGCAUACUAUGUUUCUUAUUGUCUUACUUUGGGACCUUUUCACUUUACUAGCUGAGCCCCAAACCUGUAUGCCAUAUAUUCAAAAAGGUUUGAUGAUGGUUUUGUAUAUGGUCAUUUUGCAUUCAUAUGUCAGUCGGGAUUGUCGUCUUAUCAGCCAGUACAAGCUAUGGAUUUUGGUGUCUAGUUGUUUGAGUUUAGUUCAUAUAUGCUUUUACUAGAUAAGUCUGCGAUCUAAGUACAUACCCAAGUACUUAACAUCAUCUGCUUGGGGAACUUGUUAAUUGUCAUAACCGUAAUAAUGUAGCGGUAUAUAUCGCUUUGCAACUUGCCUAGGGGAGAGAGGAGCUAUCUUCCUUCGCAUCUAUAAUUCCACACUGGAAUCCCGCCAGCGCAAUAGCGACGGAGAAUUAUAUUCAAUAUUUAGUAUAAUUCCAGCACAAACGAGAGACAAUUCUGAGCUUACUUUUUCAUCUACAUCAAGCACCGUUGCAUAAUGAGCAAAUUUGUUUUUCGCGUAUAAAAUAUUCAGUCAGAGUUGGCUAAAAGUUAAGAGAUGUCUCGGAGAUACUACAUAUUAUAUUUUGUCCUUUAUUACAUAAUCCUGAAAUGUACGCGUCCCUGUUACUUAUUCUUUUUGUUAUUAUCUUUUUUUACAUUGUAUAAAAGAUUGUCUAAUAUUGCAGUAGGACCUGACGGUACAUUUACUCGGAGUGUAAGGCCAACAUAGGUCAUCCUAAUUAUUAUAAAUAUAAUUUCUGUUAAUAAGUAUAUCAUGCAUUUACAUAUGUACUCAAUAUUAAUAUUGUGAUAUUAUUAUUAUAUUAACUUUCUAUUUCAAAUUUUUAUUAGCUACUUUUUGCUCGUUUAUUUAUUGUUUAUUUAAAAAUAUAUUUGUAGGUUUAAU